Melospiza georgiana is the source of this 1076-nucleotide messenger RNA. RefSeq names its product LHFPL tetraspan subfamily member 5 (gene LHFPL5). Gene Ontology annotation, biological process: detection of mechanical stimulus involved in sensory perception; sensory perception of sound. The transcript has 4 exons. Bases 93 to 758 code for a protein of 221 amino acids. Gene Ontology annotation, cellular component: plasma membrane. Lineage: Eukaryota; Metazoa; Chordata; Aves; Passeriformes; Passerellidae. The record is from RefSeq and is a predicted model, not a curated record.
CCGCAGCGGGACCGGAGCGGGACCGGGAGCCCCGGGGCUGGAGCGGGCCCGGAGCGGAGCGGGAGCCCCGGUGCCGGUGCCGCUGCCCCGCCAUGUCCAAGCUGCUGCCGGCGCAGGAGGCGGCGCGGAUCUACCACACCAACUAUGUGCGGAAUGCGCGGGCCAUGGGGGUGCUCUGGGCCGUCUUCACGCUCUGCUUCUCCAUCCUGAUGGUGGUGACCUUCAUCCAGCCCUACUGGAUCGGCGACAGCAUCGACACGCCGCAGGCCGGCUACUUCGGCCUCUUCUCCUACUGCAUCGGCAACGCGCUCACCGGUGAGCUCAUCUGCAAGGGCAGCCCCCUGGACUUCGGCACCAUCCCCUCCAGUGCCUUCAAAACUGCCAUGUUCUUCGUAGGCGUCUCCACCUUCCUCAUCAUCGGCACCAUCCUCUGCUUCAGCCUCUUCUUCUUCUGCAACGCGGCCACCGUGUACAAAGUGUGCGCCUGGAUGCAGCUGGCGGCGGCUACAGGGCUGAUGAUCGGCUGCCUGAUCUACCCCGACGGCUGGGACUCCACCGAGGUGAGGAGAAUGUGCGGGGACAAAACCGACAAAUACACGCUGGGCGCGUGCACCGUGCGCUGGGCGUACAUCCUGUGCAUCAUCGGCAUCCUGGACGCCCUCAUCCUCUCCUUCCUGGCCUUCGUGCUGGGCAACCGGCAGGACAACCUCCUCCCCUCGGAUUUCAAAGUGGAGGAUAACGAAGAGGGAAAUGACUGACAGAGCUGAUCACCACGGACAUCCAGAGCUCUUCUUCCAUCAGCCCUUUUCUUUGAAGUGACUCUUCUAGGAAGCUUAAACUUACCAAAUUCUGUGGAUUUUCUACAGCUGUUUUCUUCACCCAUGGGGCUGCUCUUGGCUCACAGCUCUUGUGGAGCUUAUUUGGUGAAAAGAGCCCAAAAUGGACAUGAGUUUUUCUGAGUCCAUCAGCAAGAGGGACAAGAGGGCAAGGAUGGCAAUUUGCUGCUUUUUGGGGGGGUUUGUACACCUUCUUUCAAGGAAAUUAUUUAUGAAUUAAAGAAAAAAAAAACAAACAAC